Messenger RNA from Hibiscus syriacus, 1457 nucleotides. Its product is annotated as pto-interacting protein 1-like. NCBI's taxonomy places the organism in Eukaryota, Viridiplantae, Streptophyta, Magnoliopsida, Malvales, Malvaceae. The transcript is spliced from 8 exons. Bases 149 to 1258 code for a protein of 369 amino acids. The record is from RefSeq and is a predicted model, not a curated record. Gene Ontology annotation, biological process: protein phosphorylation. Gene Ontology annotation, molecular function: ATP binding; protein kinase activity.
UAAACGUAUAUUUCAAGCAUCCGUAUGCUUUGAUAAACAAAUUCAUUCUGGGAAAAAAAACUUUGUUUUUAAGUCGCAGACAGAGACCAAACUCUGCAAACAGACAGAGUUGACAUAGUUGCUGACUUUUAAGGAAAAGGAAAGAAACAUGAGUUGCUUUUGCUGUUGUGAAGAAGAUGACACACAUAAAGCUUCUAAAACCGGACCAUUCAUGGCGAAUAACCCUGCAAGCAAUGUUGGAGGAUAUGGAUAUCAAGAAAGGGCAGCAGCUGUCACAAGGGAUCCACAGCCUCCUGUUAUAAUUCAACCGAUUACCAUCCCUGCCUUGUCGGUCGAUGAGCUAAAGGAAAUGACCAAUAAUUUCGGUAACAAAUCGUUAAUCGGAGAGGGGUCUUAUGGAAGCGUAUACUAUGGCGUUCUAAAGAGUGGGAAGGCUGCUGCCAUCAAAAAGUUGGACUCCAGCAAGCAACCAGAACAAGAAUUUCUAGCGCAGGUCUCCAUGGUAUCGAGAUUGAAACACGAGAACGUUGUUGAGCUUCUUGGUUACUGCUUCGAUGGAUCCCACCGUUUCUUGGCAUAUGAGUAUGCUCCUAAUGGAUCUCUCCAUGAUGUGCUUCACGGGAAGAAAGGUGUGAAAGGAGCACAGCCAGGUCCUGUUCUGUCAUGGACACAGAGAGUUAAAAUUGCAGUUGAGGCAGCAAAAGGCCUUGAAUACUUGCACGAAAAGACACGUCCUCGUGUAGUCCACCGUGAUAUUAAGUCCUGCAAUCUACUUCUUUUCGAAGAUGAUGUUGCCAAGAUUGCUGAUUUCGAUUUGUCGAAUCAAGCCCCUGAUGCGACCGCUCGUCUCCAUUCCACACGCGUUCUUGGAACCUUUGGUUAUCAUGCUCCAGAAUUUGCAAUGACGGGAACGCUUACUUCGAAGAGCGACGUCUACAGCUUUGGCGUUAUCCUUCUGGAGCUCUUAACCGGACGUAAACCAGUCGAUCAUACGCUGCCACGCGGACAGCAGAGUCUCGUGACAUGGGCAACCCCGAAACUAAGUGAAGACAAGGUGAAGCAGUGCGUUGAUGGAAGACUAAACGGACAAUACCCUCCCAAAGCACUUGCAAAGCUGGCCGCUGUUGCUGCAUUGUGCGUUCAAUUCGAAGCCGAUUUUCGACCUAAUAUGAGCAUCGUAGUGAAAGCUCUUCAGCCUCUGUUGAACACAAGUCGCCCCACAACUUCCCAUGCCCAAAGUGAAAUGCGGCGUUUGUGAUAAAAGACGAGAUUUUGUAUCGAGACUGGUCGAUGUCGAAAAAAUGUCAUUAUGAUUGGUUUUGUAGAUAGGUGCUGUGCAGAAUCUGUAGGGAAUGUCAUAGUAAUGAAGUGCAGGCCAAAAAGUGUGUUUAACGUAUUGUCUGUCUCUAUUUCUACAUUGGAUCUUCCUUUAAUUCCAAAGCAUAAGAUUGUGACAA